UCUGCUGAAUUUUCAAUUUCAGUUGUAAGCUGACUGCAAUCAGCAGUGGUUCGCCUUUUGGUUCGCAAUUCGCAAUUCGGCCGAGAGUUCGGAUUCGACAUACUCUACUCGCUUUUGUCGCUCGGGCACACGCUCGCUCGCUCCUCGGGAAAUAACGGCAAAACGGGCAACACAGAAUACGGGCUACGGGCCGCUGUCCGAGCGCAAAACUUUUCGAUUAUAAACUUUGGCGGUAACAUACGACCACCCACUGGGUGGACAUCCAACUCCUUGCCACCCAAACCACCCAACCACCCACCCAUCUACCACCCACAUCACGUUAGUUGCGGCUCCUGGCGCGCUAAUUUUGCAUACACAUGUCCGUGCGUGUCUGUGUGUGUGUGUGUGUGUGAGUGCGAAUUAAAAUACAUGCAUAUCAUCAUGUGCGAGAGUGUGCGUGUUUUAUUGAUUUUAUAGAGCAACAACAAAAACAACAACUAUAUAGUUUACUUCCUCCUUCCAAUAUACCCCCCCUUGCUAUCAGCCUAUUGGAGCCUCUUCCUUUGCUCUUCGUUCCUGGGCUAAUUUCAAUGACAGUUGGAAGCGAGAGAGUGGGGCAGAGCGAAGAAUUUAAAUUCGGGGAAGGUGGUGGAGGGGGAGAAAGAAUAGUUCGAAAUGAAUAAAGAGUGGGAGCCAAAGAGAUUAAAGCUUAGCAGGAGGGAGGGAGAUGGAACUAUUAAAGCUGAUGGAAAGCGAAAUUUUACCGUUUAAAGUUGAGAGUUUUGGAGUUGGGACUUAAAGCUAACGGGAAAUAGAAGAGGAGAACCAUAUAUCUUGAGAUUUGAGUGAUUAAGGACCCCCCAAGUAGUCUAGAGAUGGCAGCUCAGCGGAAAUGGCUAUCUUUUGAAAUCCUUCAUGAAUACAAUGCCUUUUAUGCCAGAUUUGACCUAUAAAUGUGUUAGCAUCACGCCUUAUCUCGAUUAGACUCCACUGAUAAGCAGCAAAGUAAGGGCAACAAUUUCCAGCAGAUCCACUUAGCUGCCAAUUUCCCAACCAGCAGCUUCCAGUUUGUGUGAUAGUGUGAGUGUGUGUGUGUGUGUCGCUGUGGAGGCCUCAUAACUUUCCACGGCGCGGCGCGGCCAAACUUGUGAAAUUCUUGGCUACUAGCCGAGGAGAGCCAGCUCCCCAGCAGUUACCAAGCUCGCAAAAUCAAGCACCUCGGCGGCAGCUGGGCCAGCAUUUGCACCCCAGCCUGCCUCGCUCCCCAGACCCCCUCCCCCCCUCCACGGGGCCCUACCCUCUCACCUCACCUAACAACACUGUCGCCGGCAAUUUUUGCCCAUAAAAACGGCAACAACGGGCAACGGCGGCGGCAGCAACACCAACAACAACAACAACAACGAAAACGAAAAUUUAACGACUGCGCAACGUGACGCAUUAUUUGUCUGGCUUGCUUGGGUCUCCGGUCCCGGUCUCCGGUCUCUUGUCUGCUGCCUGCAGCAAAGCUAUAGCUGUGGCUGUUUCAGUUGCCGUAGCUGCCGCCAGAAAUUGCUUUUGCUCGCUGGAAUAUAUAUAGUAUGUGUGUGUGUGUGUGUGCUACAGCCUGUGCCAGUGCCAGUGCCUAUGCCUGUGACUCUGCCUCCGCAUCCGCACCUCAUCAACCCCCCACUGCACCGCACAAUCCACACUCCACGCUGCCGUUUUUAGUAUUUCGCACUCUGUGCACGGCAAACAUUUUUGCAUGACUGACUGAAUGCCGCCGCCUGCGCCUGACUCACACUCACACUUACACCAACACACACACACAUACACUGCAGCAGUGGGGCCAGACAAUGCACUCGAAAAAAAGUGGAGCAUAAUUGAGUGGAAAUCUGGUCUAGUAGCCUACAGUUAUUUUUAGGGAGCUUCCAAAUGAGCAGUUUCAAGUUUUUUUUUCGUACAACAGCUAUUUGAGUUUCUCACAGUGUACUCGCUUAUUGCAAAAAGGGGGGCGGUGGACAGGAAGAGGCCGAGGGAGCAGUGCAGAGCAGACCAGGCCAGGCGAGUGGAGUAACUGUUGGCUGGUCUCUCGGUCGUCGCCGUCUGUCUCACUGUCUUGCCGUCUCUGUCCCGGCCUGGCCUGGCCUGGCGUGUUUAUAAUUUGAUUUCGCUGCUUCUUUCCUGCCUUCGCUGUGUGGGGGGGAGGUACAAGGAGGAUGAGGUGGGGAUGGCGAAUUCGAUGGAGAGCAGAGCAAAGCGAGCAGCGCAGAGCAGCAUUUCCUGUCGGUCGGCUCGUUUUGGAGCCUAGGCCCAAGGAAGGAAUCUUUAAUGAAGUUAUUGUGUUAAGUUGGAGGUUGUUGUUGUUUUUGUUUUUGUUGCGCGCCUCCUGGAGAGAGCACUCGGACUACGAUGCUCAUUGAUCGCGACCAACUUGGUGUGGGUGAACUGGAAGAGGGGGCGGGCGGUGGGAGGAUGACAGAUGACGAGGUGAGCUCAGCGCCUAAUUGCUUUUCUUCAUUCCUCUCUCAGUGCGCUCUCUUCCGGUGGCCGGUGGUGGUGGUGGUGUUGGGGGCUGCAUUUGGCAUUCACCGUUAGCCGACAAGUGAAAAAGCAGAAGGGAAGGGGGCGGCGCAGUGAAUUAAACGAGCGCGAGUGAGACAAAGCAAACUAUUUGAGCGCAAAGAUGGCGCCAAAAAAGUCCACCAUUGUGCUCAAUGUGGAGCAGUUCAUUCACGACAUCGAGGAGCGUCCGGCCAUCUGGAAUCGCAAUUUCCAUUGCAACAAGGCCUUUCUCGAGCAGAUGUGGGACGAGCUGAGCGGGGCGCACAAGCUACCGAAGAUCGUGCUCAAGGCCAAGUGGAAGGGCCUGAGAGAUAAUUUUAGAGUGGAGUACAAGAGAAUACCGAGAGCGGAUAACGGUGAUUUUCUAGUGGAUCCCGCCACUUUCGAGUCCAAGUGGCUCCACUACUACGCUCUGCUGUUCCUAACUGAUCACAUGCGCCAUCGCCUGCCUAAGAACGAGCAGGAUCAGUCCUUCUACUUUAACCAACAGAGCCAGGAUUGCGAGAAGACCGUCGUCGAACCGGACCUAACCAACGGUUUGAUACGUCGACUGCAGGACAGCGACGAGGACUACGACGAGGAGGAUAUGGAGGCUGAGGCGGACGGAGAAGCCAGCGAAGCAACCAUGGAGGACGCGAUGCCCACGCCACCAGCUGCCCAUCAAACCAACCAAGUGAGCACCACGCCCCUGGCCACCGGCGCCCUCAAGGCCCAGGAGGAGGCUCAUCAGCAAGCCCUCUUGAAGGCGGGACUGCUGCGAGCUCAGUUGCUGGAGCUGGACAAGGAGGCCGAGGAUCUGAGCAAGAAGCCCCCUCUGCAGCAGCAUCCGCAGGUUCCUCUGGUCCAAAUGCUGGUGGAGCCACCUGCCGCUCACUGCUCGCCGCCGCCCAUGGUGACCACUACUUCUGCUCAAGUUCCACAGCCUGGUUCCGCGGCCGUUCUGGCUCCGGCUACCACCACAUCCGCCUCCUCCGUGUCCUCCAAUGGAGUGCCGUUGGGCGGCAAGAGAUCGGUAUCACCUCCGCCCCUGUACAACAAGGCGCACCACCCAUUGGCCACGCUGGCUGCCGCACAUCACGCCGCCAAGGAAAGAGGCGAGGACUUUGGAGGGAAUGGAACCACUUCAGAGCACUUGAACUUCACGCAACACUCCUACGCUAAUGGACUGAUACCUGCACUAAAGCUGAAGCGCCCACGUCUGUCCGAAGAUAGCAACUUCAAUGGUUCCUCAACGAUGGACACGCCUCUGGUGCCGGAGGACGAUGACUACCACUAUUUGCUGAGCCUGCAUCCGUACAUGAAGCAGCUAACGGCUGCCCAGAAACUACGCAUCCGCACCAAGAUACAAAAGCUCAUCUUCAAGGAGCUAUACAAGGAGGAUCUCGAGGAGUCCAAGUAGUAGUGCAACACCUCGAAUACCUCUAGAAUAAGCCGAAGACUGUACAUACUCCCUGUAGCCUUAGACCGUAAGGAUUAUGCUUAGUUUUGUCCAUGCCAUGCUACUUGAUUGAUUUCUAGUUGAGCGCCACUCCAAGGAAAGCUGGGAGUCCGCCAUUUACGCCUAAGCACAAAUACCUUUAAAAUAAAAGUAUUUACUUUAAA
Molecule: messenger RNA, 4122 nt
Organism: Drosophila ananassae
Lineage: Eukaryota; Metazoa; Arthropoda; Insecta; Diptera; Drosophilidae
Product: CTP synthase
Exons: 3
Coding region: 2642-3919 (425 amino acids)
Biological process (GO): regulation of transcription by RNA polymerase II; CTP biosynthetic process; pyrimidine nucleobase biosynthetic process
Cellular component (GO): cytoplasm; cytoophidium; transcription regulator complex
Molecular function (GO): identical protein binding; DNA binding; CTP synthase activity
Source: RefSeq, a predicted model, not a curated record